Molecule: messenger RNA, 7360 nt
Organism: Diorhabda carinulata
Lineage: Eukaryota; Metazoa; Arthropoda; Insecta; Coleoptera; Chrysomelidae
Gene: heph
Product: polypyrimidine tract-binding protein 2
Exons: 12
Coding region: 1116-2963 (615 amino acids)
Biological process (GO): regulation of RNA splicing; mRNA processing
Cellular component (GO): nucleus
Molecular function (GO): mRNA binding
Source: RefSeq, a predicted model, not a curated record
ACAGUCCGGGCCUAACUCGCUUAGUGUGCGGCGGUCUAAUACCUCUUAUACUUCCUAUACGAACUCAGCUCACCAACUUUUAUCCCGAAUCCCGUCAAGUCUUAAUCGCCUUUGCCUAUUUCACUCAUUCUUCCUCGGUGUAUUUUUCGCUUUUAUUCUCUAUCAAUAAAUUCUUGAAAUUUCUUAAAAAAUAUUCGUCGAGUAUCAACUAGUGCAAUACGUUCCUUUUUUUUUAAGUACAUUAUUUUUAGUUUAUCGUCGUUUAAAGGCAAAGACGGUAUCAAGUCUUUUGUCCAAGAAUUUACCGACAAUCAUCAAUAUUAUAUAAGGUAAUCAGUGUUUGUAGACUAGUACUAUCGUCAACACAAGUUGACUUGUUUUUAGACCGUCCCGUAUAUAUUUAAAAGAUAGUUUUAAUUAAAAAACAAUCGUAAGGGUUCACUCGAAGAGUCAAUAUUAUUAGUGUUAAUUUUCAAAAUUAAGACAAUCAGUAUAUAAACUUUUUUGGAAUUUGAAAUAAAGCACAUUUACCUACGAGUUUCAAUUAGUAUAAAAAAACAUAUCUUGACUUACUUUAAAUUAAAAUAUAAUUAAAUAACAAAGGUUGUGUGCAAUAAAUUCAGUAUUAGCUUAAAUUUUUAUAGUAUCUAAAGAUUUAGUAUAAAAAAUUAGUGUAAAAGGACAUAUCUGUAAGUAAGUAAAAAGAAUAUAUAUUAUAUAGUCUAUUUUAAUUAAAUAAAAAUUUUAUAACGCUCAUUUCAAUCAAAAGAAAAAAAAAUUAUAAUCAUAGUAGACAAUCGUGCAAUAGGAAAUACCAAAUAAUUUCAACCAAAAGACAAUCUUUUUAUUCGACAAUCUGAUCAGUUACGAAAUCGAUUCGCUCACAACUGAUUCUAUAUUAAAUUAGAAUAAAUACAUAAUAAAGAAAAAUCAAAAUCGAUUAUCUAUAAUCGCGUCUUGCGAUAUUAGCAACCACGACGUACUUUUUCAACUCUCCCGGACAAUAUCCCUACGUAGUUCCCUUGUGUCCUGUAAUACCUUGUCCCGAGAUACCUCCAGCAUACGCACCUCAGCCUGCCUUACCUUGUCCUUGCGGCCAAUGUGCCCCUCAGCACAUGUACAAUAAUCAUCAAUUGACCGCACCGAGCACGUUAAUUGUCAACCGAUUUACGGAAAUCAACUAUUUUGACAACCCGCCACUGGCUACUUCCCCCGAAAAAUUUGCCUACGAAAUGGUACGUAGUUCUUCCCUUCCUAUUGACGACACUGUUUUGAGAGGUAGCGACGAAUUACUAUCACAAUCUAACGUAUCAGUCAUGGCUCCAUCUGCACCACAUUCCGAUAACAACAACCAAGAAAAUGCCAAAAAAGUGAAAUUAGAACAAAACGUAGGCAAACCGUCUAGAGUGAUCCACAUCCGGAACAUCCCGAGCGAUGUAUCCGAAGCAGAAAUAAUUCACCUCGGUCUCCCAUUCGGCAGGGUAACCAACGUGUUAGUAUUAAAGGGAAAGAACCAGGCGUUUUUGGAAAUGGGCGACGAACAAUCGGCUACAACUAUGGUUAAUUAUUUCGCCGGUUGUAUAGCUCAGUUGCGUGGUCGAGCAGUGUAUGUUCAAUACUCCAAUCAUAAGGAAUUGAAGACGGAUCAGACACAUUCGAAUGCGAAUGCUUCUGCGCAAGCUGCAUUACAAGCAGCACAGGCAAUUACAAGCAACUCUGGAACUCCUGCAACAAACUCUACACCGGUAACUAACGGACAGGACAUACAGGGUGGGCCCAAUACCGUUUUGAGAGUUAUCAUCGAGCAUAUGAUAUACCCCAUCAGCUUAGAUAUUUUACAUUUGAUAUUCCAACGGUUUGGAAAAGUUUUGAAAAUCGUAACGUUCACCAAGAACAAUUCGUUCCAAGCUCUCAUCCAAUAUCCGGAUACUCAAUCUGCCCAAUCCGCCAAACAAGCUUUAGACGGUCAAAACAUCUACAACAGUUGUUGUACUUUACGUAUCGAUUAUUCGAAAAUGUCGUCCUUGAACGUAAAAUACAACAACGACAAGUCUAGAGACUACACCAAUCCGAAUCUACCGACCGGCGACGGCGGCGAUCAACUGGCUCUAACCGGAGGUUUAGCCGGCGGUUUGGGCGCCGAUAUUUUGUUAUUGGCUACACAGCCUCGGUUGGCUAGAGAAAGAUUAGCAGAUUCGAUUCUUUCUGGUACACCCGGAGUAUUGAACAGUCCAUUCAUGCACGGUUUGGCUUCUCCUUUGGCAGCGCCGUAUCCCGGAGCUGUUGCUGGCGGAUUACCCGGUCUCGGCAAUUUCGCCUUGGGGCAAACAGCUCCCGGAUUGAGAGGCUUAACAACUCCGGGUCUUGCUAUGGCUACCGUUUUGCUCGUCAGUAAUCUCAACGAGGAGAUGGUCACGCCUGACGCUCUCUUUACACUAUUUGGGGUAUAUGGUGAUGUACAAAGAGUAAAAAUCUUGUACAACAAAAAAGAUUCGGCAUUGGUGCAACUUGCUGAACCCCACCAGGCACAUUUGGCCAUAACUCAUAUGGACAAAUUGAAGGUAUUCGGAAAAAAUAUUAGAGUGAUGUUGAGCAAACACCAGAGCGUACAAAUGCCCAAAGAAGGUCAACCCGAUGCCGGUUUAACCAAAGACUAUAGUCAGAGUCCGUUACACAGGUUCAAGAAACCGGGUUCCAAGAAUUAUCAAAAUAUCUACCCCCCAUCGUCGACGUUACAUUUGAGCAACAUUCCAGCUACCGUUAACGAAGAAGAUAUCAAGGAAGCUUUCACCAAAAACGGAUUCACCAUCAAGGCGUUCAAAUUUUUCCCGAAAGACAAGAAAAUGGCUCUAAUUCAACUGCCCAGUAUGGAAGAAGCCGUCGUGGCGCUAAUUAAGAUGCACAACUACCAGCUAUCCGAUUCGAAUCAUCUGAGAGUCUCAUUUUCAAAAUCUAGUAUAUAAGAGGCGUUUGUUAGAUCCCAAAACAAAACAGUAUUCAUUCCAUUUAACAAAAAAAAUAAAUAGAAAAGAAGAAUCGUUUAACCACGGUUAUUAAAAUGACAUGGUAGCUAAAAAAAAUAAUUUGUAUCACACAGCACUUAUUUAUUGAUAUAUUAUUAUUAUAUAGACUGUUAUUAUUUUUUUUGGCAGGUUUCGGCUUUGUUAUCGGGGGCCAUUUUGUGUAAUAGGUUAAUUUGGCCCGUCCCCCAUCCCCCUAUAUAUUUUAUAUUGAAUAAGUUUAGAUUUUAAGUUAGUUCUUAUUCCCUCCUCGAUGAUUAUUAUGUUGCGUUUAGUGUUCAGUAUUGAAAGGCUUUAAUACUGUUAGCAAAAAAAUUAGAAUUAUGGUUGGACAAAGCGCGGCGAUGUUAUUUUUUGUAAGUUUAUAGAAAUGUUUAUCCAUGUUGUAUAGAAGAAUACGAAAACCGAGGAUCCCCCACACAUACACAUACAAAAACUUGAUCCCAUUUUGGUUUUCCAUAAAUGUUAGGUUAGGUACAAGUUUUAACACGUCGACUGCUAUUAGUAUCAUAACUUGUUGAUUAACAGUAACUCAUGGAUGUACGACUAUUCCAAGUCGUCUGAAAACGGCAAUUAACGUGUUGAUGAAUAAAAAUCGAAUAGUUUUUGGAAUUUCCGCCGAAACUUUCUGAAUUGUCACGUAAUUACAUUUCAUUUAAAUAUUACAGACUUGACAAUUAAAAAAAAAACAAUAAUAGUUUUUAUAAUUAUAGACAAAUGACCAAAUAUUAUAUUGAAAAUGUACGACUAAAUGUUUUAACAUAUUCUACAUCCUAAACUUAAACAAAAAAUUCAAAAUUCCGCUAAAAUAAUCCCGAAUUGUCACGUGGCUUCAUGUACGUUCAAAAAUUGAUGACUUUGAUACGAAAAUUCAAAAUUCUAGCUAAAAUAAUCCAAAUGACAAAUAAAAUAGUAAUUUAACAAUUUUUAUAUGAACAUUUUUAAAAUUCCCGCCGAAACAAUUGAAAAAGUCGUAUGUCUAGAAUUUAUGUCAUUACUACAAUUACUAACUUAAGACUUUAUUAGUAUUAUGUGUAUGAAUACAGCUACGAAAAUUCAGUCUAAAACGCUAUAAACUGUCAUUUGUUCAUGAUUUACGUCAAAAACUGAAAGCAGUUGGCAAUACGAACUAUAAUUUUAUGAUUACUUAUGUUACAAGCAGGUUACUUGACAGUUGAAACUUCGAACUGUCAUUUGAUUAUUAUUCACGUCAUAACAUGAUUAUUUGACAGUUGAUACUAUGAACUGUCAUAUGAUUAUUAUUCACGUCAAAACAUGAUGAUUUGACAGUUGACAUUGCGAACUGUCAAUUGAUUAUUAUUCACGUCAUAAAAUGAGGUAUUGAUAGGGAUAAAAAAUGUUGUUUUUCUAACUGGAUUUAUUUGAAUAGGCGUUUAACAGUAAAAAAAAACAUAAUGAUGUGAGGGAUCCUCAUUUUGGUAGGGAUCGGUUCAAAAAUUAAGAACUAUUCCCGAAUAGUAUUAUAUAUAUAUAUAAAUAUAUGGCUAGUAUUGUUAGUAAUGUCGCGGAAUUAUUAGAAUUAGUUAUUAGAAAACAGUGAUUAGUCUAAUAUAAAUAGGAAUACCACAGGGUUUAGUUCUACCCUAGAGAUAUGGACGUCUUUCUCUAAAAUAUACUCUUGUCGCAAAAAGAAAACGUUUCAUAGAUAAAUAAAAACAAAAAAAUAACAUCGGCAAUAAUGUGUGUGUAUAUCUCAUUGUUCUCAUAGUGAAUCUCUUUUUUAAUUUGUAAGUGUUGCCGCUUGGUAGGAAUUUUUAUUCGCGCACAUUUUUGCCGACGACGCGCGCGUCUCAGUCAAUAUACUGCGAUCGCGCGCGUUCGUUUGUGUAUUUAACAAACUUUACGAACGACGUCGCGAAAAUUCGACUUUACACCUCACUAAUUAUAAUCGUUCACCAAUUAUAACAAUCGGUUAAACGUAUCAAGAUCAAUAAAUAAAAGUAUUCCAUUUGACGAAUUACUAGGAGAUCUUGAAGUAAUUGGCCUUAAAAGAAUUAAAUUCGUUUAUUAAAGUAACCGGUAUAAUUGGUGAUUCGAAGUUUUACAUCAUAUUGAGCAAUCUAACGAAUUGUCAAAAUCACCUGAUGUGUAUUUAUAAAUGGUCGCCGUGGGGUAAACGAGGCUUUUUGACGUCAAUUUCUAUUUGUCGGUUAAUUAGACUUUCCGGUUUUAUUACGAAAUGGCUUCUUGAAGAGUUGUUGCCUGAAAAAUUGCGAAAUUUCCAUCCGAAAACGUAGCUUUGUCGAUUUUUUUCUUCGACUAAGCACUGUCAUACUUAUUGUGGAUAAGCUGUACUCAAAUAACUCUCCUUGAGACAAAACGCACUUCUGCCAACGCCGUUUCCACUAGUGAUAAUAUUGCUGAAAGUCUUGAUGUAGUUCAGUCGUCGUGUCGUUUUUUUUCUUCUGUCUCCGAAGCACCAUUUUGCAUUUCGAGAACAAAAAAAACUCACAAGGGGCUAAAUUUGGUAGUCUGCCAUAGUGAUUGAGCGGGCGCAUUUUCGUGACUAAAGAUCUACCUGCCCUCUUGUGCCAAAUUCCGUCGAACUCGAGCCACUCGAGCUCUGAUACGUCUCAAAAUUGCAACGUGAAGUUUACGUUCAUUCUCUGACCGAGAGGGACAAAUUUCUGGUGAACAAUCAACAUUGGACUUAUUUGUUGUCGGUUCUUUUGUUAGUUUCCAUUUCACAUCGAAUUCGUAAAACCUGGACUCGUCUCCAGUGAUAACUCGGUUGAGAAAGUCCCCUCGUUCCUCUGAUUCCAACCAAUCCUCACAGUACUCAACCCUUCUGUUCUGGAGUCAAGAGCUUCGUUGCUAUUUUCGCUCACAAUUUUUUCAUUUCAUGUUUUUCUUUCAGAACGAUUAUUUUGGGGAUUGAUAGCUCGUCAGCUAUCCUUCUGACUGUUAAUCUACGGUCAUUAAGAACACAAGCCGGAAUUUGUUUAACAUUUUAAUCAGAACUCGAUGACGGGCGUCCUGGACGAGAGCUUCCUUAUUCGCUAUUGGUUCCUUUAGAGAAUUGUCUUCAUAAACUUGUUUUAAACACUCAAAAGUCUCCCGGUUAUUUUUACUUCCACUUCUCAGCUUUUCUGGAACCUUUCUAACCACUUGUUGACGGUUGGUUCCUUCACUCAAAACUCUCACGUUUAUUUAUACCUAGCUUUGCAAGUAACUUGAUCUUGAAGUGCUGAACUGGGCGUUGAAGAGAUUGGCAACCCUUAAAAUAAAAUUUUAUACCGUAUUUUCCGGAAAAACUUCGUAUAGUAGAACUUAUAGAAAGUGAGAAAGACUAAAGUUGGAAAGGGGUUAACUUCACCUAAAACUUUUUGUUUGUCGUUGUACCUUUCACUGGGUUAUCACUUUGCCACCUUGAACAGUAGUCAAUUAUGUUCAAUGCAACAGUGCAAACCGAUUAAAACAAAUUUUAAAAAUACACCGUUUCAGCUGGAUUAGUUUCAAUAAAACAGAUUUAAAAAGUAUCUAUGGGGUAUUCUUUACACCAUAAAAUAAGAGAAACCAGAAUAAUACGAGAAUAACGUAACUGAACAUAUGGGAAAAUCCAUUUUUUACCUUAUGACGGCCAUUUUGACGUAGAUCAUCUGUUUUCUUAGAUUGUCUGAUGAUGUUGGUGAGUUUGAUGGAUGAUAAUUGACAGUUGAAGUUUGUGAUUACACGCGUUAUAUUAGAUACUAUAUACAUUUCUUAUUCUAUCUACUAAUACUUAAUAUAUAUUAUACAUACACUUUGACAAUCAUGAAAAUCAUACUUUUCGCAAAUACUGAAUAAUGAUGUGUAAACGCGUGAUCUUUUUACUUCGCUAAAAUUUAUUACCACCUACAGGUGAUGAUAUGGAAAAAAUGUAUAAAUAGAGUCCGGAAUAUUAAAAUUUUCAUUUUUAUUUGUUAUUAUACUGUCGGACUCUGUUUUAUACUUUCGAUGUGGUUGUUGCGAAGUGCGCAUAUUUUGAUAUAAGACACGCAGCAUUUUUGCCAAAUUUAAAGUCAAUAUCUACCUACCUGUAAAUCUACAUAAACGUGUAUGUGUUGAAAAAUGUAUAUUUUUUUAACUUGUCAAUUUUGGUUUUAAGUACGCGCACAAAAAGGUAAAAAAAAUAUUAUGACGAUUAUUAAUAUCUCUGUGUUUAGUUUUUCCGUUUUUCCAAUUUUCUUUUGUAUCCAACUGUUUUGUUUUGUUUAACCGCUUCUCUUCUUUUCGUGUUUUGUUUCACUUUUAACGUUUAGUUUUUUUAUAAUAAUAAUAAUUUUUUGUAUCUUUUCAUUUUUAUGAUUUUGAUGUUGAUUAAAAGUUUCUUUAUGACA